AUCGGAAUACGCACGCAUCCUGACGCCGUCCGACUUGUUUCGCAAGAAAAGUAGGUAGCACACUUGGGGACGUCGACCUUGUCGUGUAUAUAAUAAGCGAGCCCCCCUUCUUCUAAAGUCGUCCUCAAAGUUUUUUCUCUCGUCUCCGGCGUUUCUCUCAUCUGCGAUCGCAAUGGCUGCAAAGAUUAAGAUCGGGAUCAACGGGUUCGGAAGGAUCGGGAGGCUAGUUGCUAGAGUCGCUCUCCAGAGUGAUGAUGUUGAGCUAGUGGCUGUCAAUGACCCCUUCAUCACCACCGAUUACAUGACGUACAUGUUUAAAUAUGAUACCGUUCAUGGAUCAUGGAAGCAUCACGAUAUCAAGGUCAAGGACUCCAAGACUCUUCUCUUCGGAGAGAAAGAGGUUACCAUAUUUGGAAUUAGAAACCCUGAAGAGAUUCCGUGGGGUGAGACAGGUGCCGAUUAUGUUGUUGAAUCCACUGGUGUUUUCACGGACAAGGACAAGGCUGCUGCUCACCUUAAGGGUGGUGCUAAGAAGGUCAUCAUUUCUGCUCCCAGCAAAGAUGCUCCUAUGUUUGUUGUUGGCGUAAAUGAAAACGAGUACAAGUCUGAUAUUGAUAUUGUCUCCAAUGCAAGCUGCACUACCAACUGUCUUGCUCCUUUGGCCAAGGUUAUCCAUGAUAAAUUUGGAAUAGUAGAGGGUUUGAUGACGACAGUUCAUGCCAUCACUGCCACUCAAAAGACGGUUGAUGGACCCUCGAGCAAGGAUUGGAGAGGUGGACGUGCUGCCAGCUUCAACAUCAUUCCAAGCAGUACCGGUGCUGCCAAGGCUGUCGGGAAAGUGCUUCCUGCUUUGAAUGGAAAGUUAACUGGCAUGUCAUUCCGUGUUCCAACUGUCGAUGUCUCGGUUGUGGAUCUCACUGUCCGGCUAGAGAAAACAGCAACUUAUGAUGAGAUCAAAGCUACUAUUAAGGAGGAAUCUGAAGGAAAUCUCAAGGGCAUCUUAGGAUAUGUGGACGAGGACUUGGUCUCCUCUGACUUCGUUGGUGACAGCAGGUCGAGCAUUUUUGAUGCCAAGGCAGGAAUUGCUCUGAAUGAAAAUUUUGUCAAGCUUGUGUCCUGGUACGACAAUGAGUGGGGCUACAGUUCACGUGUUGUCGAUUUGAUUCGUCACAUGAACAAGGCCGAGUAAAAUCUUUUGAAGUUCUGGUUGCCAUUUCAAGUUCCCAAGUUUGUGUUGUUCAGAAAAAUAAAUUUGGCAAUGUUGUUUUUUGUUAAUUAUUUGGGUGUACGCUGGUCUAGGCGUUGCAUGCCUUUGCUUAAUCUCGAGUUGUUAAUUACUCAGCUUGAUAAAGAAGCUGAAAUUUUUAGCCUGUUUUGAGACUCUUGUAAGGCCGAAUUUAAUUUUUAUUGCCUUUUCUUUCGUAA
Zingiber officinale is the source of this 1425-nucleotide messenger RNA. Its product is annotated as glyceraldehyde-3-phosphate dehydrogenase 2, cytosolic-like. The transcript has 12 exons. Bases 173 to 1189 code for a protein of 338 amino acids. NCBI's taxonomy places the organism in Eukaryota, Viridiplantae, Streptophyta, Magnoliopsida, Zingiberales, Zingiberaceae. Gene Ontology annotation, biological process: glucose metabolic process. Gene Ontology annotation, molecular function: NAD binding; oxidoreductase activity, acting on the aldehyde or oxo group of donors, NAD or NADP as acceptor; NADP binding. The record is from RefSeq and is a predicted model, not a curated record.